AUGGCCUUAGCCCCCGCGGGCGGCCAGCACGCGCCAGCGCUGGAGGCCCUGCUCGGGGCGGGCGCGCUGCGGCUGCUCGACUCCUCGCAGAUCGUCAUCAUCUCUACCGCGCCCGAUGUCGGCGCCCCGCAGCUCCCUGCCGGCCCCGCCGCGCCGCCCACUGGCCCUCGCGAUCCUGACGUGCUGCUCUUCGCCACGCCGCAGGCGCCCCGACCCGCGCCUAGUGCACCGCGCCCGGCUCUCGGCCGCCCGCCGGUGAAACGGAGGCUGGAUCUGGAAACUGACCAUCAGUACCUGGCUGGUAGCAGUGGGCCAUUCCGGGGAAGAGGCCGCCACCCAGGGAAAGGUGUGAAAUCUCCGGGGGAGAAGUCACGCUAUGAAACCUCACUAAAUCUGACCACCAAACGCUUCUUGGAGCUGCUGAGCCGCUCAGCUGACGGUGUUGUUGACCUGAACUGGGCAGCUGAGGUGUUGAAGGUGCAGAAACGGCGCAUCUAUGACAUCACCAAUGUCCUGGAGGGCAUCCAGCUCAUAUCCAAGAAGUCCAAGAAUCAUAUCCAGUGGCUAGGCAGCCACACCAUGGUGGGGAUCGGUAAGCGGCUUGAAGGCCUGACCCAGGACCUGCAGCAACUGCAGGAGAGUGAGCAGCAGCUGGACCACCUGAUGCACAUCUGUACCACACAGCUGCAGCUGCUUUCCGAGGACUCCGACACCCAGCGCCUGGCCUAUGUGACCUGCCAGGACCUUCGCAGCAUCGCAGACCCUGCAGAACAGAUGGUCAUAGUGAUCAAGGCCCCUCCGGAGACCCAGCUCCAAGCUGUGGAUUCUUCAGAGACAUUUCAGAUCUCCCUUAAGAGCAAACAAGGCCCCAUUGAUGUUUUCCUGUGCCCUGAGGAGAGUGCGGACGGGAUUAGCCCUGGGAAGACCUCAUGCCAGGAGACAUCCUCUGGGGAGGACAGGACUGCAGACUCUGGCCCAGCAGGGCCUCCACCAUCACCUCCCUCCACAUCCCCAGCCUUGGAUCCCAGUCAAUCCCUGUUGGGCCUGGAGCAAGAAGCAGUAUUGCCACGGAUGGGCCACCUGAGGGUCCCCAUGGAAGAGGACCAACUGUCACCACUGGUGGCUGCUGACUCACUCCUGGAGCAUGUUAAAGAAGACUUCUCUGGGCUCCUCCCUGGGGAGUUCAUCAGCCUCUCCCCACCCCACGAGGCCCUUGACUAUCACUUUGGUCUCGAGGAGGGUGAGGGCAUUAGAGAUCUCUUUGACUGUGACUUUGGGGACCUGACCCCUCUGGAUUUCUGACAGAAGCCUAGGGAUUCAGGGUGUCUGAAGAUGCCCACCUGUCUGCAGCUUUGGAGCCUCUGCCCUGGGCCUCCUUCCUGCCUCGUUGGAAUAGCACGAUCCAUACCCUCUGUCCAGUAGCUUCUAGCUCUGGGGUUUGGUUGCUGCCACAUUGAGCAGACCAAAAGGGGAAGGAUGUUGUACAGUGUGUGUGCAUGCACCCCACACUGCGCACUGUGUGCCUGGGGUGU
Messenger RNA from Mus caroli (Ryukyu mouse), 1532 nucleotides. RefSeq names its product E2F transcription factor 1 (gene E2f1). The record is from RefSeq and is a predicted model, not a curated record. Gene Ontology annotation, molecular function: protein dimerization activity; RNA polymerase II cis-regulatory region sequence-specific DNA binding; DNA-binding transcription factor activity, RNA polymerase II-specific. NCBI's taxonomy places the organism in Eukaryota, Metazoa, Chordata, Mammalia, Rodentia, Muridae. Gene Ontology annotation, biological process: regulation of transcription by RNA polymerase II. Gene Ontology annotation, cellular component: Rb-E2F complex.